UCAUUUAGCUCUGUGUUAGCUGUGUCCAUGUGUUAUUCUGUCCUCCGUCUUGUUCCUACAGUGCGCUAAAAUAGUGAAAAGAAAGGAGAAAACGGAAACGGUAUAUUGACGAUGUAUAUCUAUCCGCCAGCAGUCACUCAGUAGGCUCCGUCACAGUCUGUGGGAAAGGUCACAAUCCUUCCGAAGGCGCAAAAAAAUGACACCCGCUUCCUCCGACUGAGGUGCACUGUUCCGGCGGUAUACCAUGCACGAUGCUGGGUAACGUCUGCGCAGCAUCGCGUGGCACGGGCAUCCGGCAGAGCGCACCUGAUCCUAACAAAGGAGCCCGCAAUGCUUCCGGCGUCGUCCCCACAGACCAGAGUCUUUGUUCUCACGCGGGCCCCGCGCGCAGCGACACGUUUACGCAGAGUCCCAUCAUCGAUAAACAAACGCCAGUACGAAUGAGUCGAGACGGCGCCGGUGCCCGAAUGGCGAAGACCUCGGAAACCAAGUCGACAACGCCGCCUGAUCACAGUACCAAAGCAGGUCCUAAGCCCGAGUCUGCGCCAUCGGAGGAGACGCGCAGCCAGGGACGCGUCGAGCCGAAAGAGCUGCCGGCCGCGCCGACCAACGCAGCGAGAGUCAUGCGCAUCAGGGCAGCGCCACUGGCCGCACUGACGCAACUGGAGGCCACUCCUGCCGAUGCCGAUUCCACCACAGAUGCCCAGGCGAAACAAGAUGGCGGCUGGAGCGGCACGGACAAGCCUCACGCGUGCCACAUUUGCAGCCGCCGCUACUACUCCUUGGAGUGGCUGCGUCGACACGUCGUCACCCACGAGCGCGGGAAACCGCUCAAGUGCGACCGGUGUCGCCGCUCGUACAUGAUAAGACCGGCGCUCGCCAGGCACAGGGCAAACGUGCACGGAGUAUGAAGCUCCGGAGUUGCGUUUCAACCUCAAUAAACUGU
This is a messenger RNA of Rhipicephalus sanguineus (brown dog tick), 946 nucleotides long. Its product is annotated as ras-responsive element-binding protein 1-like. The record is from RefSeq and is a predicted model, not a curated record. The transcript has 2 exons. The coding region runs from base 252 to 911 and encodes 219 amino acids. Lineage: Eukaryota; Metazoa; Arthropoda; Arachnida; Ixodida; Ixodidae.